AUGGCCUCAAAUCGUCGUCUACAGAAGGAAGUUGUAGAACUGAAGAAUCUGCCAGAUACUGUUUGCAAAAUUGUUGAGAUCAAUGAGCAGAAUUUCUUGAACUGGACCUUGUUGUUGUUACCAGUAAGUUCUUGAUGUUUCUGCUCGGUUUUUAGGUGAAAAGUGGUGCAAAUUGCAUGAGAAUGAAAGGUUUAUACCAUUUCAAAUGAUUUGGGUCGUCUCCGCUUUUUUGUGCCGAAAUCGAUUAGAAAUUGCUUUUGAGAGGUUUUUGAUGUUACACAUAAGAAAAUGAUAAAUUCCCUUUGUUUCCAGUCUUGUAGCAACUUUUUACUGAUCGAACAAGUUUCUCCACAUAAUAAGCUUUGAUUUCAAAUGGAAUAUAGCUAGAUUUUGGUUCUUUUUCUGGCGGAAAAAUCCGAUAUUGUUUUUGGCUAUCAGAUUUAACGCUCAAGGUUUUCUGAGCGAAAAGAAGUGCCGCCUAACUUUACGCAGACUUCCGUAAACCACUUGUUUCAGCAAAAAGAACCCUACAGCAAAGGAGCUUUCCGGAUUCAAGUCACUUUCCCUGCUGAGUACCCCUUCAAACCACCAAAGCUCAUCUUCAACACCCAGAUCUACCAUCCCAAUGUUGAUGAGAAGGGGCAGGUUUGCUUGGGGAUAGUGCUACCCGAGAACUGGAAGCCUGCGACUAAGAUUGUUCAAGGUGAGGCUUUCUUCUUUGGUGUUUUUGAUUUUAGGUGAUGGUUAAUAUCCGAAGGUUGAAUUUUGAUGUCUUUUUCGGUAAAAUGUUGUUUGAAAUUGCUCAUACACUUGUCACAUAGCAUGAUGUUGGAUUUAAUCUCAUUUUUUUCAGUGAUUCACGAGCUGUUGGACCUGAUAUGUGAGCCCGAACUUGACCAUCCACUCCGAUCGGAGCUGGCCGAGGAAUAUCGUCAAGACAAGAAAAAGUUCUUCAAAACUGCCGAGGACUUCACGAAGAAGCAUGCGGAGAAGCGAGAUUAA
Molecule: messenger RNA, 1002 nt
Organism: Bursaphelenchus xylophilus (pine wood nematode)
Lineage: Eukaryota; Metazoa; Nematoda; Chromadorea; Rhabditida; Aphelenchoididae
Source: the annotation of a GenBank genome assembly